CUCAAACUCUUUAAGACACUCCUGGUCUUCUAUAUUUGGAUGAACGUCAUACAUGUCAGUGUCAUGCACAGUGCAAAGUGAGUGUUAGUCAGGUGAGUCUUGCAAUGCAUCAGGCUGGUCAUGUGCUGCAAAGCUGUACUCUUUUUAACAUUGAUGUAAUCACUACCCUAGUAGUACUUAAAGGCAACAACACGCUGGCUGUGGAUGCAGGGUGUUUACCAAGUUGACAUUUCCAAAUUCCCUGAGUUUUCCAGGUUUUCCCUGAGUGCCCUUUCAAAAUUCCCUGAGUGACGCGGAACGAUGUUUUAUGUCAAGACACGCUGAAACCAUAUCGCCCGAUGCUGUCGCUCUCUAGUAAGCAUAAUAAAAAAAUUAAAAAGAAAACUAUGUAGUCCAGUUUGAAUACUAAGCAGUAGUGUUUGUUAUUCAAAAAGAGAAUAGAAGGGAGAGUUUAGCGAAAUGCACAGCAAAUAAAGUCUUUGAAAAAGGAAAUGCAAAUCGAGUCGGACAUUCUCAAAUACGAAUAAAAAGGAGAUGCAUACGGAAGCAAAUAUUUUCGAAUAUGAGCUAUUUCUAUCAACUGAUAGCAAGCUCACUGGUAUGAGGCCCGAACUUUGUCACAAUGAGAUUCCCUCUCAAAAGCUCGUAAGUCAACCUCAACUGUCCCGAUAUACUCUCAGCCCGCGCACGACGUCUCAGUGUUUUGUUUCACUGCUUUAAAGAGUUUAUUUUGGUUUGGAUGAGUGAAAACUGCAUCUUGGCAUCAGCCAACACUUUGUUUUGUUGAGCUCAAGCUCCUUCAAAACAGCGGCAGCACUGUUGUAUCGUCAUGGCACCGCACGUGCCUAUGAAGCUGGGCGCACCUGCUGUAAUCACUUUCUUCCCUUACUCUCUAUUUGUCCCUUCCCCUCUUUCUUGCUGUGUGCUAUAUAUUGCACGCGAUACCCGUAAUAAACGUCUUUGCUCGAUUGAUCUUCUCGGGAGAACGUGGUUACUUCAGUGGUGACGAGGAUGGGAUGAGCCUGCCACCCACCAGCAACACCCCGGUAGCCAUGGCCGGAUACACAAGCCCACCGCAGUUCGAGGAAGCUACGGACCACUGGCCGGCAUAUCUAGUGCGGCUAGAAGCUUUCUUCGAAGGCAACGGCAUCACGGAAGAAAAGAAGAAGCGAGCAUUGCUCGUAGCAGGGCUGAGCACUCACACGGUGGCCGCCGUUAGUGGACGCUGCAUGCCAACAAAGGAAAUUCCAUUGGGUAGGAAAGCCAUGGCGGCCACCCGCAUACAACGGUGGGCCCUCCAGUUGAGCCCCUACUCCUACAUCGUCAAGUUCAAGGACGGCAAGGCAAAUGUUCCGGCUGAUGCACUCAGCCGCCAGCCACGGGCAGCGCCUUCCAAGGAAGUGUCCGGAGAUGAGGACGGUGCCGGAAAAACGCCGGCUAUGCUGCUGAUGAGGCGCGAGCUACGCUCCCGAUUAGAUAACUUGUUGCCAUCAGAAACAGAGCGUUACAGUUACCCUUUUGCCAAUGAUUUCUUGCAGAAGGAUAAACCAAUUUGGGAGCGAAACUACGGUUGCCUCGGAGACCCAUGGACUCAAGCACGUGUCCAAACAACAGAGGGGUCUUGUAUGGUGACUGCCGAGGGACCGGAGGGUGAACUAAUGCGACGACACUUGGACCAAGUGCAACCGCCUGUGGUGGAGCAGGACUCGGAGCAAGUGCAGCCGCGUCUCUCAGCCAGAGGUGACAGAGCCGUCGACAAGACCGCUAGUGCGAAUACGACGGAUGAGACCACAACCCUGGAACUACGAAGGUCAACCCGUUCGAGACGUGCCCCUGACAGGUUCUCUCCCUAAGAGAAGAGGAGACUGUUGUCACCGCACGUGCCCGCACUGCACGUGCCCAUGAAGCUGGGCGCACCUGCUGUAAUCACUUUCUUCCCUUACUCUCCAUUUGUCCCUUCCCCUCUUUCUUGCUGUGUGCUAUAUAUUGCACGCGAUACCCGUAAUAAACGUCU
Molecule: messenger RNA, 2014 nt
Organism: Dermacentor andersoni
Lineage: Eukaryota; Metazoa; Arthropoda; Arachnida; Ixodida; Ixodidae
Source: RefSeq, a predicted model, not a curated record